Messenger RNA from Vigna unguiculata (cowpea), 856 nucleotides. RefSeq names its product ubiquitin-conjugating enzyme E2 7. NCBI's taxonomy places the organism in Eukaryota, Viridiplantae, Streptophyta, Magnoliopsida, Fabales, Fabaceae. The record is from RefSeq and is a predicted model, not a curated record.
GUUACAGAAAUACCAUACUAUAAAUACAAUUCAACUCUCUUUCACCUUUUCAAGUUUUCUCUUCUGUCUUGUUUUUUUUUUCUUCUUCUCAAUCUCACAACGCAACUCAUCCCUUCAACGCUUUCUCACCUCCCUUUCGUUGAUGGCGUCCCAAGCAAGCCUCCUCCUUCAGAAGCAGCUCAAAGAUCUCUGCAAGAACCCCGUUGAUGGAUUUUCCGCGGGUUUGGUCGACGAAACCAACAUUUUUGAAUGGAGCGUCACUGUAAUUGGUCCUCCGGAUACUCUCUAUGAGGGGGGAUUUUUUAAUGCCAUCAUGAGCUUUCCACCAAACUAUCCAAAUAGUCCGCCAUCAGUGAAAUUUACCUCUGAGAUAUGGCAUCCCAAUGUUUAUCCUGAUGGCCGAGUUUGCAUAUCAAUUCUUCACCCACCUGGUGACGAUCCGAAUGGCUAUGAGCUUGCAAGUGAGCGCUGGACACCUGUUCAUACAGUAGAAAGUAUAGUAUUAAGUAUCAUAUCGAUGCUUUCUAGUCCUAAUGAUGAAUCUCCUGCCAAUGUUGAAGCCGCGAAAGAGUGGAGAGACAGGAGAGAUGAAUUCAAGAAAAAAGUUAGCCGUUGCGUGCGGAAGUCACAAGAAAUGUUGUGAUUUAAAGCUGAAUUCUCAUUCUGCUUUUGUGAACUGAUGUAUGCAUUGGUUCACAUGUUACUGUGGAUCGAGUAGAGACUGCCAUGUCUUGGAAAAACAAACUGUAUUCUAAGUGCUUUGUCACUAGUUUUAUGAGAAAUUUAGUUUGUUCAUUUGCAUGACCUUAUUGUUCAAAUUAUAAUUAGGUGCCAAGUUUUGCCUUCUGCUUAAUAU